AUGGAUGUUGAAGUCAAGCGACACUUUUUUGUCGGUGAAUAUGAGCUUCCUCUCAGAAUUGAAGUCAGCAGUAGGACCACUCACCAGUUGCUUUCCCACAUUGCCAAAUUUCUUCUUCAGAAAAUAGUUGGUUAUCCUUACGUGUAUCUAAUACACCAGGAUACGGAAAGGAUUGCUGAUAACGCCACAAAAACACUUCAAAACAUAUCAUCAUGUGCUACGCCAACGAACUGUUCAAAAGUGGAUGUUUACGGACCAACGGUGAUGAUAAAUUUAGAAGUUUGGCUGAGUCCCGGAUUUAACAUGGAGAAAUGGACAGCAACUGGCCAAAUAGAAGACUGUGGUCCUCUAGGUCCAAUCGGCAGGUCUGGUUGGUUUGUUGCAGAAUACACAGCAGACUAUUUCUGGGAUAAGAACAAUACAAUAAUUGAUCACUAUAGAGCUUUUAAGGAUCCAGAUAUUGUGGCGAUAUUUGAUCUCUCUGAGGAUGAAGAAAUCAGACGCAUUUUGAAUUGCAGUUUUGAGGAAUGUGACGAAGAGAAAGUCUAUCGUCCGAGUCAAUGCCAAGUGCCUGGUGUUCGAUGUGCAACACUUUUGGCUGAUUAUCCAGCUUCAACAUUCAAUCUUCUACAACAUGAAAUUAUGAACUCCAAACUUUUGGUAAAUGUCGCCUGGAUAAAAGAACAAUUAGAGGAAACCGUUGAAACGCGAACUCUUAACACUCAACAUACACUAUUUUUUCACAGGAAACCAAUGUUGUUGAGCAGCAUUGGUACAUUCGUUCAUGUUUCAUUUCCCAGCUGUGAAGACGAUCCUUCCGUAUGUGAUUUUGAAGUUAGUCAGCUUGAAAAGGUAGUGUGGUCAACCAUAAAAUCUAAUGCACCACAGGCAUUUCACGUUCUGCAAAAAAUGCAGUUCAAACAAGAUGAAUAUUUGGAACUACUUAAGCGAUAUCACAACCUCAAACAACGUGGUCUUGAAAUAGAAGAUGCUGCUUGCGAAUGGGUCAAGGAUAAGAUUGUAAUUUGGGAUCAAUGGAUUCCUGGUGAUGUGAAAAACAAAACAACUUUAUACCUUGGAGGCAUAUUUCCACUUAAAAGCUCGUAUUGGAAACAGAAUGGUGUUCUUACUGCUGCACGUCUGGCUGCCGAUGCUGUAAAUAAUAACAAAACUUUACUGGUCAACUACAACUUGAAAAUUUUAGAGCGGGAUGGUCAUUGCUCAGCUGAUCAAGUGAUGAACAGUUUUAUUCAAUACGUGACGAAUGAUACGUACAGGACCAUGGUUGGUAUUUUAGGACCUGCUUGUUCCGACACUGUUGAGCCAAUUGCUGGUGUCGCUAAACACUUCAAAACACUUAUAAUUAGCUACAGUGCUGAAGGAGCGUUUUUCGACGAUCGGGAUAAAUAUCCGUAUUUCUUUCGUACCAUACCUGAAAAUAACCAAUUUCGCUUUGUGUAUUUGAGUCUUUUCAAAAGACUGGGGUAUCAAAGAAUCGCUGCGUUGACUGAAGAUGGUCAGAAAUAUCCAGAAUACCUAUCCCGUCUUCAAGAGUUGAUGUUGAGUGAAAAUAUGGAGUUCAUUGAUAAUAAAAAGUUUCCUAGAGACAAACUUUCAUCAAUGGAAAAGUAUUUAAAAGAUCUAAAGAACAAAUCAGCAAGAAUAAUCAUUGGAGAUUUCUACGAUUAUGCUGCUCGAUUUGUCAUGUGUGCGGCUUACCACCAGGGGAUGACAGCUGAAAACGGAUUUGUUUGGUUUCUCCCACCUUGGUUUUCAGAAGACUGGUUUAAGAAAGGUACUCUCAAUUCUGAACCUUUCGAAGAGCGUGAAACGGUGAACUGUACUACAGAACAAAUGAUUGAAGCCAUAAAUGGUCAUUUAAGUUUAUCUUACAAAUUUUAUGCUGACAAUGAUACUGUGAUGCAAGAAGGAAAGACAGUCGGGGAGUGGCUAAAUCAAUAUGGAAACUUGACGAAGGAAGAGGGAAAAGACAUGAGCCGCUAUGGUGGUUAUGCAUAUGAUGCUGUUUGGGUCUAUGCCUUGGCUUUAGACUCGCUAUUCAAAGAGUACAACUCCAGUGUAGCAAAUCUUCAUUCUGAAAAAACAGCUACGAGGAUGGUGGAGCUCAUAAAUGAUACCUAUUUCGUUGGCGUCACGGGUCCUGUGCAAUUCGAGGGAUCAGGCAGAGUGGCUGAUGUCCUGGUCUUGCAAUGGCUCAAUCAGACAAGCACUAUUGUUGGCAUAUAUGAUCCAGCUACAGAAACACUAGAAUUGAAUGAGACGAAAAUAGUCUGGCUGACUCCUAAUGGUAAAAAGCCACCAGAUGGAAGCCCCGAUGGUGUUAAGUGCUCAAUUGAAGGAUUCCGAAGAUUGUUCAAUGUUAAUUGCGAAACAGCUGUUGUGAUUGCAAAUAUUGUUGGAGUCGCGUCCUUUGCAGUAGUUUUCCUUGCUUUCGUUUUCUUUUGCAAGCACAGAUAUGAACAAAGAAUAAAACUUACAGAGCUAAGGAUGAAAGAGUUAGGUUUAAUGGCCAAUCCUGGAGUUCUUGCGCUGGACGAGUGGGAAAUGCCACGAGAUCAUAUUGUGAUCAACAGGAAGCUGGGAGAAGGGGCGUUUGGAACGGUCUACGGUGGUGAAGCGUAUCUUGAAGCUGAUGGAUGGAUUGCUGUUGCUGUGAAGACUCUAAAAAGUGAUGCCAAACCUGAAGAAAAGUUAGAUUUUCUGAGUGAAGCAGAAGUCAUGAAGCAGUUCGUUCACAUAAAUAUAGUGAAGCUGGUUGGAGUUUGCACUAUGGGCGAACCCGUAUAUACCGUAAUGGAAUUCAUGCUUUACGGUGAUUUAAAAACAUACUUACUCAGUCGUCGCUACCUAGCAUCACAAGAGGAUAGAAUGUUCAACGAUGAAGUAUCGGAUAAAAGACUGACUAAUAUGGCCUUAGAUAUAGCUAGAGGUCUGAGCUACUUAGCGGAUUUGAAAUUUGUUCAUAGAGAUCUUGCCUGCAGGAACUGCUUGGUAAAUUCCUCGCGAUCUGUCAAAAUUGCGGAUUUUGGAAUGUGUAGAGCGAUGUAUGAUUCAGAUUACUACAGGUACAACAAAAAGGGUAUGCUUCCGAUUCGCUGGAUGGCUCCUGAAAGUCUGAUUGAUGGAUUGUUCACGCCGAUGUCUGACGUAUGGAGCUAUGGUGUAGUUUUAUAUGAAAUCAUCACAUUUGCUAGUUUCCCAUACCAAGGUUUGUCAAAUAAUCAAGUACUGGAGCACAUAAAAGACCAUCACACUCUUCGUGUUCCAAAUGGAGUCAAACCUGAGCUGCAUGACUUGUUGCUACAAUGUUGGGAAAGAAUACCUGAGUCACGCCCGCAAGCAGCUGAAAUUGUUGAAAUACUGGGCACUAAUCCAGAACUCAUAUCGCCAAGUCUUGACGUGCCUAUGGCUAGUGUUCAAAACGAAGACACUGGAGAGGUGGAGUUUAAAAUUCACGAACGUAACAGAAUUCAUUCCCUAUCAUCUGUAUGGCAAGGACGUAGAAGUGGACCACCCAUGGAUCCGAAUCUAUUCGAUAAUACGGACUGCUUGCAGAUAAUAUCUUCAAACGAAAAUGGGAAUAGUUCAAAAGGAGUGAAGUUUUCCGCUAAAAGUUUCCACGAAAGUUUUAAGAAGAGCAAGAAAAAUGUGUAUAGAAAGCGAAGUUCAGAUAUCCCGCUUCAGUCAACUUACUUAUAAACAUUCUACGUAAGUUAAGGACAGAAAUUGUUGUUUGUGUUUAAGAAGUAGUACUUAAGCCUACUUCUUAUUUUGCAUGUAUACAUAUGUCUUUUGGUUUUAUGCUACUGCUUACCAUCUGCUGAUUUUAAAAUUGGUUGUUGUUGUAGUAACUCAUAGAUCUGAUAAAGUUGUGAUGAAUAUAUUUUCGAAAGAGUGACUCAU
Molecule: messenger RNA, 3924 nt
Organism: Uloborus diversus
Lineage: Eukaryota; Metazoa; Arthropoda; Arachnida; Araneae; Uloboridae
Product: atrial natriuretic peptide receptor 2-like
Exons: 18
Coding region: 1-3720 (1239 amino acids)
Biological process (GO): protein phosphorylation; positive regulation of kinase activity; multicellular organism development
Cellular component (GO): signaling receptor complex
Molecular function (GO): transmembrane receptor protein tyrosine kinase activity; ATP binding
Source: RefSeq, a predicted model, not a curated record